This is a messenger RNA of Quercus lobata, 477 nucleotides long. RefSeq lists its product as uncharacterized. The transcript has a single exon. Gene Ontology annotation, cellular component: nucleus. NCBI's taxonomy places the organism in Eukaryota, Viridiplantae, Streptophyta, Magnoliopsida, Fagales, Fagaceae. Bases 1 to 477 code for a protein of 158 amino acids. The record is from RefSeq and is a predicted model, not a curated record.
AUGAACUUCCAAACAAAAAAACAUUCAUUGGAGUUGCAGGGUCCAAGGCCUGCACCUCUUAAAGUGAGCGAAAACUCCUCAAAGAUCAAGAAGUCGAAUCGAAGACGGUCUCCGGUUAUAAUAUAUCUCCAAUCUCCUAAGGUUAUUCACGUAAGACCUGAGGAGUUUAUGGGAAUAGUUCAACAACUUACUGGGAAUAACAAUCAAGCUGCACCAAGUAGAGUUGCUGCUACUGCUGCUGCUUCGGCUUCAACUUCUCAAUAUAAUUCUUACACUUCUACCUCUAGUGUAAUGGUGGAUGCUCAUGAUCAAAACAUGGGCAUGGGCAUGGGAAUCUCAAGCGCAGCCCAACAGACAUUUGAAUAUAGUACUGGGGUACUAAACUAUGGUGCUGCUGAUCCAGGUUUUGGAAUACCUACUACUUCCUCCAACUUUGCUGAAUAUCCUAGCUUCUAUAUGAACCUAGAUCAUUGUUAA